Molecule: messenger RNA, 9529 nt
Organism: Sebastes umbrosus (honeycomb rockfish)
Lineage: Eukaryota; Metazoa; Chordata; Actinopteri; Perciformes; Sebastidae
Gene: nrn1la
Product: neuritin 1-like a
Exons: 3
Coding region: 253-759 (168 amino acids)
Biological process (GO): neuron projection extension; nervous system development
Cellular component (GO): plasma membrane
Source: RefSeq, a predicted model, not a curated record
UCCCUCACUCACACUGGAGUAGUAGAGACAGAGCUGCUGCACCAGAGCAGAGGACUGGAGGACGGAGUGGAGCUCUUUGACCAGCAGCAGCAGCAUCAGCAGCCUGUAUACCGAGGAAGAGGAGGAAGAGGAGGAGGAGGAGGAGUUGGACAGCGCCGGCUGCUUCUUUCCUCUUUGGAAGAACAACUUUGGUGGAUUUCGGUGCUUCGUCUGAAAACUUGUUCGGGCUUGUGGACGACUUGUCGGGUCAGCAUGGCGUCUCUGAUGAACUCUGCGUGCCUCCUCUUGCUGCCUGUUGCUCUGCUACUGAUGCCGAGCCCGUGCCCUGUUGCUGCAUCGUCAGCCAGAAGGUGUCACUCCAUCUAUAAGGGUUUCGCUCAGUGUCUGAUGGCUCUGGGCGACAGUCUCGCGGACAGCGCCCACAAGGAUGAAGACACACACGAGAUACACUCCAUCUGCAGAUCGUGGGAUGAAUUCCAUGACUGCGCUAACGCGGCCAUGGCCGGCUGUCCAGAUGAAGCGGCAGCUGUCUGGGAAUCUCUCCGCCAGGAAUCCAAGAAGAUGCAGUUCUCCGGAAACCUGUACGACAUGUGCUCCAACCGCGACAACCACCCUGUGGCCACGGUCUCCCCACACGGCUCAUCCAACCAGGAAGAGAUCAACCAGGAGUCUCUAAGAGGGCGCACUGAUCAUCUGGCAGGCUGCCUCCACCUUCUCAUGCUACUCUCUCCUCUGCUGCUGUUGUUGUUUUGGAUAUAGCUACCCCAAAGAAAUGGGACUAGUGUGAAUUGAUAUAAACUUUGUGUAUUUUUUCUUCCACAAGUCCAUAGGCUUUCCUUUUUUUCCCCUCUUGCUCUGCCAGGGAUUGAAUAUUUCUAACUGCAUGUUCAGAGGCCCGACAGUCUUUUUGAUCAUGUAUCUUUAAACUGCCUGUGCCGUUUCAUGCAUAUUCCCUGCCUUUUAAUUAGUCUCUCUAUUGGAAACACACACACAAUUCAUACAGAGAUGCACAACCACUGUACAAACAGACCUGCAAAAACAUACUAAACAGAUACAUACAGCAGCCUCUUGUCAUCUGUCUAUCCUCUACCCCCCUUCAUCUAGUUUAUCUAGUUAGUAUGAGCUUGUAUAUGAUGGUUCCAGGGGGAGUUUAUCUUCCCGAGUGUAAUAAGAGAGACAUAAUAACAUCCUCCUUGAUAAAUCUGAAAGCUAAGUGAUGUAGAGGCCAGAUGCCACGACCAGCUGAAAACAUUUAUUUAUCAGCUUUACAGUAUGAAGCAUUUGAUAAUUAUGUAAAUCUAACCUAUACGUGGCUUGCUACUGUAUCUACCUCGCCGUUUGACUCAAGCGCUGCGAGAACUCUUCAAUUGGCUUUUCAUUUCUCUUUCCCUUCUGGUCUCUGUUGAAGCCCCAGCAAUGACAAUGACAGGCUAAAAAUAUGAAUGCAGAUAAGGAAACAAAACCGAGUAUAUAUAUGUCUGGACCGUGUAUGGUCAGUCUGUGAAUUUGUGGCUAAAUUGGUCAUGUCUAUAAUGUUAAAUCCAGGACACUAGGGGACGCGCUGCUCCACUCUACUGGCGGUUCAAGCGGUGACGUACCCUACCUUGGAAAGCACCUGACUGGUCCCUGAUUCUCUGCUUGCCGUUUCAAACAGGAAACGACAUGGCGGCCUCCUCAUAAACUUUCUGUCAUUCCGUCUAAACAAUCCACCAAAAUCGACUUUAAUAACAUUUUAGGCGAGAAAUAGGCUAUGCCACUGCUGAAUCUCGUUUCAUUUUAGAUCUACAUCGCCUAGUUUCACAUCUUGGUCCAAGUUUCGUGAGCCGGACGCGUCGCAUUGGACGGGCUCAUUUGCAUAAAGUUGAGACUACUUCACAGAAGAUUAAGAUGCUCUGACAUCACCUUAAUGAUUUUGAUUGGUUUAAGAGAUUCAAACAACCAAUAAUGGCUCCUCAAGACCUUUUUUGUUUGCGAGCGAAGCACAAAUGUAGUCUGGAGAUCAGUCUGGUUUUAUGAGACUGGAGGUUUUUUUAUUAUUAUUAUUCUCCCUUCAAGGAUUCAUAUGAGCUACAUUUAGUCUAUCCAUACAAUCCAGGCUCAGUAUAGUGUACAAGUACUUUUAUCUGUGGAAUCACUUGAAAAAACUCGAGGCCCAAGAACAAAAAAAUAGCAGUGUUGACAACUCAACUAUUAGGUGCUCAAAAAAUAGGCCUCAGUAUAUUGUAUCCCUAAGUACAAGUGCUUAGCUAAGGCAUAUAUAGCACUGUAAGUUGGCGUCGAAAAACACUUUGGGACGCAGUAACAUCGUUUCGAAUGGUAUGAAAAAGAUUGUUUUUUAGCUGCCUUUGAGAAACGGCAUCAUCUAAGGGAAUCCAAAAUAUCAAUUUGAUCAAACUGGGAAUAAGCUCCUGCAAUUUGUCUUCAUACUGAAAGUGUGCUGUCGCCCCACAGGAACAUAUAGGACCACAAAACUGAAUAAAUUAAAGACAAAGAAGGAACAUUUGCAUAUAGUCUCAACCGCAGUACUAGAAAGAAAUUGAUGGAUGAAUAGUUUUACUGUAAGAACAAUGUACUCCUUAAAUGCUUUGAAGUUUAGACUCUGAAAUUAGACUCUAUAUAAAACUAGACUAUAUAUAUAGCUGCUGCAGAGUUUUAAAAGUUAAAGUGAAGUCAGAGUGCACUGGAGCUGUUUUUAUUUGGUGCUUGCCCAGGUAUGAAAUCCUCCGAGGCUCUUCCUUGGCAUCCUUCACUGUAGCCCUACAGUAUGGGACCAAUAUGUUCUCCAGUCAGAAUCACGAUCCUCUCGCAUGCCAAGUGUAUUUCAUGCUCCAAGAGCCGUAGUUUGGCCCUGCAGGCCUGCUGAAGCUGCUUGUUAUUCUAAGUGGCUCUGGGUAACAGUUGUUUCUGUCUGGCCCAGGAUCAGAAAUACUAUCAGAUUAGAGACAGACAGAGAGGGAGAGAUGAGUACACCUGGAAAACAAACACCGUUCAGCUGAGUUGAAGAUUGAAUCCACCUGUCUAGCAGCGAGCGUGUUUUACACAGGGGGCUUUAGGUUGUAGGUUUACUUUUCUUUCUUCACAAAAAAAUAAAUCAAAGCCGGGCCGACUUUAAAGAGUUGCGUUAGAAUUUGAAGUGGCACAAAACAAAAUCCUCAAAGGCUGUAAUAGUUUUAAGAGAGGAGGAAAUAAAUAAAAAAUGGUUCACUUUAAGAGCUGAUUGAGCCCGUCUACCUUGCCGGUGGCAAGUUCGUUAAAUAUACCUACAGGGUUGAGUUAAACAGAGAAGCUGAUCUGGAGACAGUUGUAUAGUGGUAAUUUUAAUAAUGUUAUUUGGUUUGGGACAACAAUGUCAAAAGUAGACUUUUCAUUGAAAUAUUUUGUUAUUCUUGUCACAUGCACACCAAUUUAACACGUUGACCCUGGGAUGUUUAGAAUAAACCCAGUAGCUAUAGGAGCCCAUUGGCAGAAUACACCGCAAGGUAAAUCUCCGUGGGAGGCUAAAGGAUCUGAGUAGAAAUUAAGAGAGUAAGAAAAAACUCCAAUCAGCCCACAGCUAUUUUUUUUUACAUAAGGGACUUCACCCAGAGAUAUGCUUGGAUGGUUAAAAGAGGCUGCUGUAGUUGUGAACUUUAAUUAAACUGACAGAAUUAGCAAUUAGAGGCCUCAAUGGCCGAUUCACCAAGGUGCAGCAAUUCGAAAACCAUCUCCGCGGAGCUCAGAUAAGAUGUUGUCACUGGAGGCUAAAUCAAAAACUUGAGGCUCUGUAAGAAAAACCAGAAUGGAUGUUUUUGGCCUAUAGUGAGUUCAGUCAUAAUAACCUCACAGAUAGCAUUGUUUUAUGUGAAAAUAACCACUUCAGAUUAGAUUUCAAAGUCUGUUUUUGCGCAGAGGCACUCCAAAACCUCGAAAGCCUCACAAAAUCUAUUUAUGAGAUGUGUUUCAUGUAAGGUACGUGGACAAAUCUGAUUUCAGAGUGGUUUUCAAUAAUGCUGCAGGGUAGAUGCAGCGUUAUUGGCCAGAGCAGAGCAGGGAAUUAUUUUCCAGCACUGCGUUUUGAGACUGUACAUCUCUUCGCCUCCAGCAACAGCUUGGUGCUCUGACAAAUAGGUUAAAUUGGACAGAAACAACUGCGGGAGAAAUUGCAACAUUCACAAACACCAAUACAUCGUUGUCACAUUAACGGUACAUUAUAUUUGCUGUUAUUACUGUGAACAAAUGGCAGAGACCAUUAGUAGCCCCUCUAUCAUGCGGUUGUUAGUGCUAAAUGUCCCUUCACAUUUAAGUCAAGAUGAAAUGAAAAAUGCCUUUUUAACCCUUUUAGAUCACAUCCCCGGUCAUAUUGUGCACCUAUUUAACAAUAUAGAGUGGAAGUCCCGCGCCUUUCCAGUGGACCACCAUGGGACCAUAUUUUGGAAAAAAUAUGAACGGUAGUCAACGACGAGAGACAAAUCUGUUUUUGAUCCUGUUUGAAUUGCGCCAUGAUUCACACAUAUGAUGUUUGUCAAUUUAAAAGAUCAUUUUGCAAGUCAAGAAAGUCACAGUUUGUUGUAAAACUGUUGAAGUAUAAGACUCUUGCUAACAAAUGAUCUUGGCUAAUUCAGACAUUACUUAGCAGCGAGUGCCAGAAAAUGUCAAACAUUUAAUUUCAUCCUGUCGUCAAGUUGCGUACAGAUGCAAUCUGCUGCUGGCGAUAUUUCUCAUUUCAACUGAGUAAAGCAAUGGUCAGUUUGGUCUAAAAAUGCUUGCCAAGAUUACCUGAAUGCUUUCUAAAUUUGGAUUUGCUAAUAAAAACGAUUGAGGAAAGACAAAAGUUGUGAGAGAGAUUUGUUAGCGUUGAAGCUUAGCAAAUAGUGCCAUUGUGUCAACACCAUGAGUCAGACCCCAAAUAUGUCGAAGGGGAAAUUGCCCACAACCUUUCAUUCCUCCCAUAUUUUUGUUUUGGAAGUACAGUGCUCUCUUACAGUUUAGCGCCAUAGUGCAGAUCAAUUAAUUUUCUUACAUACAGUCCCUUUAAGUAAAAUUUUGGAAUCUUUUCAAGAGUUAUAUGAGAAGAUUGAUGCCAGUAUCAUGUCUGUUUCUAAAUCUCACAAAUUGAUUAAUCUCGUUUAUUUAAUUUGCACAGAAAAAUAACUGUAAAAACGAGAGGCUGUGGAUGGGAAGUUGGGUGCUGUAACUAUUCCUUUAAUUAGAUAGCUUUAUAGGGUAGGGGAUAGACCUGAGAGGGGUAUCGAUUUUCUCAUCCAGCUCUCAGAAAGAAAGCAAAUAUUUCCCAAAGUGUUAGACACUUUAGAACACAUACAACCUUAAUGUGGUGGUGAAACCAACAGAGAGAGGGGGAAGAGCAUGAAACAUCAUGUCCGCUUACCAACUCACACUCAACAGCACUUUAAGCCAGCGACUUUGAGUGUGAACGAGUUAGGCUAAGAGAGACGUGGCAGAUGGCAGUAGUGAAAAAUGUAUGAUAUUUUGACCAGAGCUUUAAGUAGAACAGCGAGGAUCAGACUAGAGACAAGACGGACUGACAAACUCUCACCUGGGUACCAGAUUCAUAUACUCGCCUCCAGCAAGUGGCUGCAAGCACAGUUUUCAAGUUCAAACCCGAGGCCUCCCAGCUUUAAUUACUGAUAAGACAAAAGAGAAAUUACUAGAGCCUGAAAACUUGGGAAAGCAAAGUACAAGAUAAGUAUGGCACUGACCUAUAUGUACGUCAUUGAAGAUGCAUUUUGUGAAGAUUGACGAGGGCGAUGAUAGAAAAUAAUUCUGCUGUUUCCUUUAUCUUAAUUCUACUGCUAAUAUAAAGGAGGAAGACGGUUGUUAAAUGCAUCUAAAUUCCUUCUCCCUAGUUUUUACACACACACACACACACACACACAUAUCGUUCAAAUAAAUUGAAACAGCUAUUUCUAAAAAUGGAAAAUCAAAUCACUGUUUUAUGAUAAGAAAUACAAACUGACAAUGAGUUAGGUCACAUCACUGUGUAUAGUGUGAAUAAUUACAGCUCUAUGAAUAUCAAUGUAUAUAGCAGUAAUAUAUUUCAUAUGUAUAUUGACAAUGUCAUACAUGCCCUGCAAGUGCUACUUUUAAAGCUUUAACAUUUUCUAUUAAUUGUGCUUUACACCUAAACCACAUUAUUCGCAGGCCUAUGACAGCCUGCGUCAACUAUGGCCGCAACUUCACUGAACCGGAAUCUGCGAGAGUUAAGACCGCCACACACUGGGGGCGUGGCGAAUAAACGACAUGAAAAUGCGAAAUACUCGCUUGCACAUAUUAUAUAUUUAGGGCUUUUAUUGUGAAAGGUAAGAACAGAUCGAGUGAAUCUGGUCUGCACUGCCUUUGUCGAGGUUGAAAGGAGUAAUAAAGUUUGCCGUCCUGGUUCAAACUACGGAGCAACCGUGUUGGAUUCAUGACAAAAACAACAGUUCUAAAAAAUUUAUUGACUUGCGAAUUAAUUGCACAAACAAAACCCGCCACCGGUGUGUAACGGCCUUUAGUGCUAUGCUACUAGGGUCUUUUCUUAGAGUCAUGAUGUGAGACUACAUAAUGAGACACCUUAAAGUUAUGCAAUCAUACCCCAGCCUUCUACUACCAGGGGAUGGGAGAACAACCUGAAGAAGUGGCCCCAGUUAGUUAAGUUAAUAAAUGUUACAGAUACAUGUUAAAGGGGACAAGUUGCACUGUUCAUGGCUGCACCAACAAAAGGUAACCAAAGUUCUGUAGCAUACCACUAACUCUAGCAAGCGGCAGUUCAGUGAACGAGGCCAUUUAGAGAGCCGAAGUGAAACAGGAAUUUCCGGAUUCUGUUUCAGAAAUAAGAAAACUUCAUUUAAAAUCCCAUUGAGAUCUGUAACAACGCUAAUAACUAAAAAUCCAGCCUUGGAAAAGCGCUUUUCUCAAUAGUAUAUCCAGCCCAUUCUCAUUCCCAGGGCGUCAAAUACCAAGGCUUUGUCACAGCCGUCGGCGUUCGGUACCGCCGAACAAAGCACCCCUUCUACGCCAAUAUUAAAUGCACCGGGCGUUAAUAACUAUAAUGUAAACCAAUCCACAGCAACAGUAAAGUCCGAGAAAGUAUGCCGGGAGUGUGUUGACGUAGUUUAAAGAGCGAAGACGCACACCAGGCAGGCGGGAGGGGAGGUGGAUUGGUCUAACAAACACAAGGCUUUCAUGCAGGAGGUCGCUGUUUCACUUCACUUUCCCGUCACAAUCAGCUGUUUGUUUGAGUCCGGUGUUCACAACAUUCAGUGUCAUUUUCACUGUACAGACGUAGUCAUUUUGAACCCAACCAUGUAGUUCUUAAAAGUAGUUCCUACUUUCUACUAGUUCCUAAACCUAACUAUAGUGGUUUUGUUACCUAAUCCUAAAGUGACACCAAGGGUAACUAUACAGUAGUGGUUUUGAUGCCGAAAAUAAAGUAAUGCCAAAAAUAAAGUGACGCCAAGGGGCGGUAUGUGACGAGUUAGGAUGAGAAUGUGUUGGUAUGACGUGUGGCUGGCUUCAUAUGUCUCCAUAUCCUUGUUUAUUUAAUAAUUCAGUAUUUUAGCAACAUUUAACAGACAAUUACUCAUAAGCCCCAGAGUCAAGGGGCCGGGGUUAUUAUGUGUCUGUAAUAACAGCAGGACAAAGAGGGGAGAACGCUGUAGAAGAUUUUAGACAGCAAAAAAAACAGAAAUAAAACUGGGAAAAUGGCUUUAGAAGAGAGCGUUUUAUGGAUAUGGACGAAACCAAGUCAGAAUGACGCAAAUACCCACGCUGUAAAUUUCUAGUACGGAGCUGUUUUUUCUGUGCUCACAAAAUAAUCAUUGUUUAACUUUGUUAAAAUCAAAAAGGUUUAGAUUACUAAUAGUAACUACAGUAGUGGAGCUGAUUUUUACUUCAAAUAUUUUAAGUAAACCACAGGAACACGCUUAAUUUUUCUCAGAAAAGCAGAUGAAAGAAAUUCUGAAUGAAAUAUUGCAUCUAGUUACAGAAGUUAGUGAGGCUAGCCCAGAUGUGACGUCAUGACUUUGGCUUAAGCCACCAGGAAGUGCGCUGGGCAUCGAGCAAAUUUUACAUAGUGGCCAAUCGGUGGAAUUACAACUUCCGUGUCCGAAACGUGAUGCCAUCGGGCCAAAAAAGACUUUUUCCCAUAGACUUACAUUGCGAAAGAGACGUCUCUAAAUCAGCAGAUAAUUCAAUCAACUUCCCAGUUCGAACACCAGAAUAGUCCUUAUUUUAAAUCAGUAGGUCCUAAAAGUUGUAAAAUGCACUAAUAGCCGAAUCCAGCGUUAUUUUCCUUCCUCCGUUCACGUGAAUAAGCACCAGACCAUGGCUGGGAGGUGGGGUUAAAGGAAACACUACUGUGCCUGCUCUAUGGGCCCAAUGGAUGCGGAAGAUCGCUGGAUGAUCCGUGUAAUUUUAUACUCGGAAGUCAAGCUUUUUUUGCCUCAUGUGCCACUGAGCAACUUUCCUAGGAAUAAACGGGGCCCUGCCUUGAACGCUGUAUCCAGUUCUCUUUUUACAUCCAUGCUUCGGCUCUCUAUAAUCCACGCACGGCGUCAUGGGGCUACGAACAAGGUGAAUCGGCCAAGCAGAAUAGUCGAACAGGAAAUCAAAAUCCUGUCACGUACUGGAUUUCCACCUUUAGUCAAAUGCACUGUUAACUGUUUAAAAAAAAAAAAAAAACUCUAUGGAGAUAUGUAACUCGAUUGUUUGUCCUUUCCUCACUAUAUUGUUGUCUUUGUACCGCAGAUGUGUUCAAGGUUGUGUGCAAGUGAGUUUGUGUGUGUGUGAGAGAGAGAGAAAGGGAGAUCAAAUAUCUCACUGUGGUGUAAAUUAGCUUGUUGAAUUAAUCAUUCCUCCACACAACACGUUGUACAUUUCAUUAUUACUGAUUAAAAUGCUCUUCUCGGGCACUCUCCAAUCCAAAUGUCGCUCCCCAACUUUGUUUGUUUGUAGAAAUAGCAUGCAGCGCUGAGCUUUCUUUGCCUUUUGAUGUGUGACAAACAGAAUAGCAGGACUAAAGACAGUGUGUACAUGUAUGAUCCUGUGAUACACAUGUUAACUCCAUACUGUACAUACAUCACAUAAAAAAACAUCCGGGCUGUCUUUAAAGUCGGGCCGCUGUUGCUGCUUUGGGCUUCCCAUCAAACAGAAUGUGUGGAUGAAGGAUGGACUUUUCCAGGGAUGAAAGCAGGAAGCCACACAACAGAAGCUCUGUGCACAUACAGAUCACAUAGCUUUAUUUUCUGUGGACAGCAGCAAAGGUUCUGUAUUAUAAAUCAGCGCAUACGGCCGAGUGUCUUUUCAAAUGGUGCAGAUGCAGCAUUUUCUGCUUUCAAAAAGAACUUUGUGAAGAAUCUCUGUAAUUUGUCCUUGGCUGUCUUUCAUAAUAUCUGCUUGUCUCCCACUUUUUCCUCUUCCUUUCUUUACCCUUCAUUCCCCAUCUCUCUGCCCCUCUUACAGGUACUUUCUUUGUCCCUCCAUCCUUCUUUCCACCCAUACGUAGUAGGUUUUGCUACCUUUAUAGAAAAUCAUUAAACUGGUGCUGACUGAC